CUUAUCUUUUGCAGAGACAUGGCCCAAGGUGGUGGUGACGGCAAUGGUAUUGGAGGUGGCAACAAAAUACCUGAGGAGGUGCAACCACACCCAGUGAAGGAACAGCUACCCGGCAUUCAGUAUUGCGUUAACAGUCCUCCCCCAUGGCCGGAAGCUGUUGUGUUGGGUUUCCAGCAUUAUCUUUUGAGUCUGGGCAUUACCACUUUGAUUCCCAGCAUGAUCGUACCCCAAAUGGGUGGUGGUGAUACUGAGAAGGCAAGGGUAAUUCAAACCUUGCUUUUCGUUUCAGGAUUGAGCACACUCUUGCAGUCUUUGUUUGGGACCCGGCUCCCAUCUGUGGUUGUGGGUUCGUACUCAUAUAUUAUACCCACAACUUCAAUUGUACUAGCCCGGAGAUAUAAUGUAUACACAGAUCCUCAUGAGAGGUUCAUAGAGACUAUGAGAGGAAUACAAGGUGCUCUGAUUAUUACUGCAUGUUUCCAGAUGGUUAUGGGAUUUUUAGGCAUUUGGAGGACUGCAGUAAGGUUCCUUAGCCCCCUUUCUGUUGUUCCAUACGUAACUUUUACGGGGUUUGGGCUUUAUCAUCUCGGUUUCCCUUUGCUGGCAACAUGUGUUGAAGUUGGCCUUCCGGGGUUGAUUGUUAUGGUUUUCAUCUCACAGUAUCUUCCCCAGUUGCUGAAAGCAGAGAGGCCAAUAUGGGAUCGAUUCGCAGUGCUCUUCUCAGUUGGGAUUGCCUGGUUAUAUGCCCAAUUUCUCACUUCAAGUGGUGUGUAUAGGAACAAACCUGCAAAGACUCAGAUUAGUUGCCGCACAGAUCGUGCUGGACUCUUGACCGCAGCUCCUUGGCUGUAUAUUCCUUAUCCAUUUCAAUGGGGAAGCCCCACAUUUCAUGCCAGAGAAGCUUUUGCAAUGAUGGCUGCUUCUUUUGUUUCACUUUUUGAGUCUACUGGUACAUUUUUUGCAACAGCAAGAUAUAGCAGCGCCACACCUGUGCCACCUUCUGUUACUAGCCGCGGUAUUGGCUGGCUGGGAAUAGGAGUUUUGCUCAAUGGCGUGUUUGGUUCUGUAACUGGCGCUUCGGCAUCAGUGGAAAAUGCUGGUCUAUUGGCAUCAACGAGAGUUGGAAGUCGAAGGGUCAUUCAAAUAUCAGCAGUGUUUAUGAUUUUCUUCUCUGUAUUUGGUAAACUUGGAGCAUUUUUUGCUUCUAUACCCCUACCAAUCAUGGCAGCUUUGUACUGUGUGUUCUUCGGCUACGUUUCUUCUGCAGGUCUUGGUUUUCUCCAAUUCUGUAACCUGAACAGUUUCAGAACAAAAUUUAUUCUGGGCUUUUCUUUCUUCAUGGGCAUUUCAGUACCACAAUACUUCAGAGAGUAUUAUCGUAUAGAUCCAAGUUCUGGACACAUUCGCACCCACUCUGGAUGGUUUGAUGAUAUAGUGACUGUCAUCUUCAUGUCUCAUACAACGGUGGCUGCACUGGUUGCUUUGAUUUUGGAUUGCUCACUCUCUCGCGAAACUGACGCAGCCAGAACAGACACUGGCUUGCAUUGGUGGGAGAAGUUCAGCUUAUAUGCUUCAGACAUUAGAAAUGAUGAAUUCUAUGGACUCCCAUGCCUGCUGAAUAAGCUUUUCCCAGCUGUUUAAACCUACAGAAGAAUAUGAUCUGCAACUAUUACUGCUAGAGUUCUUGUUUUCCAUUCACAUUGCAAGAGGGAAACGAAAAUGCAAUGCUUUACCAUUGUGUGGUUAAUAUAGCAUGUAAGAUUUGAUGUGUUUUGCUACAACUUCUAAUUUCAUAGUCAUGGGCUUCUUUUCAAAAAAAUAAAAAAUAAAAAAAAUGCACGGAAGCAAAU
Molecule: messenger RNA, 1850 nt
Organism: Juglans microcarpa x Juglans regia
Lineage: Eukaryota; Viridiplantae; Streptophyta; Magnoliopsida; Fagales; Juglandaceae
Product: putative nucleobase-ascorbate transporter 10
Exons: 1
Coding region: 19-1641 (540 amino acids)
Biological process (GO): transmembrane transport
Cellular component (GO): membrane
Molecular function (GO): transmembrane transporter activity
Source: RefSeq, a predicted model, not a curated record